Molecule: messenger RNA, 369 nt
Organism: Penicillium roqueforti
Lineage: Eukaryota; Fungi; Ascomycota; Eurotiomycetes; Eurotiales; Aspergillaceae
Product: 4a-hydroxytetrahydrobiopterin dehydratase
Exons: 3
Coding region: 1-369 (122 amino acids)
Biological process (GO): tetrahydrobiopterin biosynthetic process
Molecular function (GO): 4-alpha-hydroxytetrahydrobiopterin dehydratase activity
Source: RefSeq, a predicted model, not a curated record
AUGGCAUCCAGCGCGUUUCAGUUCGCCGAGGGCGAGGAUGCGCAGCAGCUUGCGCACGACGCCGACGCUUUAUUGCAGCGGGGCUGGGCGCAGGACGGAGACGGAAUGGGGGUUACAAAAACGUUCCAUUUUAAGAGUUAUUUCAAGGCUGUGGCGUUUGUUAAUAUGAUUGCAGCCGAGAGUUCGUCCAAGAAACAUCAUCCCACUAUGACUGUGCGGAUUGGCUCGGUCGAUGUGCACUGGACAACCCAUCGCCCUCGCGGGUUCACACAAAAAGAUGUUACGAUGGCGCAGCAUUGUGACAAGAGCGCUGAUCUGAUGGGCGCUGUUGAUCCCGGCCAGGGACUGAAAUGUGGUCCAACUGUCUAG